Molecule: messenger RNA, 2195 nt
Organism: Didymella exigua CBS 183.55
Lineage: Eukaryota; Fungi; Ascomycota; Dothideomycetes; Pleosporales; Didymellaceae
Exons: 3
Coding region: 312-2096 (594 amino acids)
Molecular function (GO): DNA binding
Source: RefSeq, a predicted model, not a curated record
CCAACUUGAUCACUCCGUGGCACAUCCGCUCCCGCCCCUCUAUCCUGUCAACUCUCGUCUCACUCAAUACAUUGAUUCAAGAAAAUCGUCUGGAUCAGUCAGUUGAAUCAUCAACGUUCAACUUCCAUCUUAUUACCCCGUGUCAAGCUUCCUUACUGUUCGGAACUGCAACCCUUGAUCAAUUCAAAAACAUCAACAUACUAAAUGUACCCGGACCCUGCUACUAUCUAACCGAACAUCGACAGAACCAGCUUAUCAGCAAUUAAGCUUGACUGGACUAAUCCAAGGACGCACUCACAUUCUCAUUCCUCAUGUUGCAAGGAAUCAGGGCACCGACAUUAACGAUGCCACCUUUCGGACACGAUAUGUCCAUUGGUGGGGUAUCGAAGGUGGAGAACUAUGGUGAUAACUGGGCUUGGUCGCAGCAGCCAUCCACGUAUCAGCCGACGUACACGAGCACGUUCGAUCCCUCCAUUUACGCGAACACAAACUUCACACCUCAUCUGCAGCCGCAAUCUCGUCCGCAACUGCGUCAUCACUCGAUUGCAACGUCCCGUGUUCUCUCUACUGGAACUGCGACGCCCCCACCACCGAGGCAUCAGGCUACCGGAAACAUGGUCAAAGCGCAACCUGCUUUCAAGCCCACCUGGACAGGGUUCCUCGACACCACUAAAGAUGCGAUGACAGUUGUAGAGGCCGCAUUGCAGGGACGUCUGAACCACAUCAGCCGUCGGCCCCACGACAAAGAAAGGGCAGAGAUGCUCACCUCUGGAACAGUCCUCGUGUACGAAGAGAACGCGUCUGGCAUCAAACGCUGGACCGACGCUGUGCACUGGUCGCCAAGUCGAGUCAUGAACAAUUGUCUUAUCUAUCGACAACUGAUGCGCGCCCUGAAGCCCGAAGAGAAGAAGACUGCCUUGAACCCAUCUUGCGGUACAAAGCGUAAACGCAAGGAGACUGCCGGAACAUCGAUCACCAAGAAUGGUGACAACGUCAACAACUCCGACGACGAGUACGAGAACCCCUCACUUGAGGGGUCUUUCUCGGGCGAGCACGAUUCAGCUGGCAAGGUCUAUGCCAACUUCGCACAAAACCUUACACCGGAUCAACAGCGCCGGUUUUGUGGAUCUCUUAUCGACAGCUAUGAGUUCAAGGAAGGGGGAUUGAUGAAGAAAACCAUCUCGGUCAAAUACCAGGGCACACACCACCACGUCAUCUCAUACUAUAGCCUGGAAGAUGUUGUAAGUGGCAAGCUCAAGCGGCCGUUCCAGGAUCCAAGGCUUGAGCACAUACAGGCACGACCAGAGCUGCUUACUGGCUGGAAGGUCAGCUUAGAAGACGAAGAGAGCAAGGACAUGCCGCUCAUUGCGGGCUACCCUCACCACAUACAGCCUAGCCACGUGCAGCACCACGCUAUCAGUGCCGUGACACAAUCGGUCGGCACACAUGGAAUGAUCCAGAGUCACGGCCCGCCCCACCUGCAAGUGCCAGAGUAUUGGCAUGGCGGACACGUUCAGCAGUACCCACCGAGCCAUCAAAGCCCACACCACUACGCGUCACCUCAGUCAGCAGCAACAAACAGUGCGCCUCGCCACCCAUAUCAGUAUAUCACCCAGCAAGCACCGCAAACACAGCAGUACAUCCAGCCUCCUUCGCCUCAGCCGUACCCAUCGCCUCAAUCUUCCAAUCAAUCCUUCCCCGCGCCGGCGAACCCAUCACAGCAAUAUGCGCAAGCCAGUCGACAUUACUCCAUCGAUCAACAGCAGCCGACGAUGGGUUCUCAGUAUUCUCCUCAGGUAGCUGCGCCAAUCUACGCGGCUUCUCAUCAUUCACAAAGCACCCCUCCACCAUCUGUGCCCCAGUAUGCAGUAUCCUCGGCACCGAGCUUCGAUGUCCAAGUUCCUGUUCCUCAGAGCGCAACCUCCACACAGCCGCCCCCACCUGGCUCAGUUUCGCAGCACGAUCCCCAAAGGAGGGCGUCAGCUCCUGUUGCACUUCAGCCGUACACCCAGACAUACCACCCAGCACCUCCCCACCCAGCAGCGUACUAUGUGGAAGACGCCAAAUAUCCACCCAACACUCAUCACGGCUACUAGGCCUGAGCGCUUUUCUUGUAAACAGGACUUUCCUUGCUGCUCAUCAUUCUAAUUGAAAUAACGUAACUCAUACGAAGGCAGUCACGGUGGUCAUUUCUG